CUUCACCCUUUCUUUUGCUAGUUGUGAUUUAUGGAAGGAUGUUGAUUUCUCACAUUACAUGUUCGAUGUUUUACCUCUAAGGCAUUAUACUUUAAUCAAGAACGGAAGAUGAUGGCUCUUGUUCUGUCGUUUUCUGGCAACUCCUUUGUCGGAUGUCAAACUAGUGCCUGCAAAAAUUUUAGUGAUGUUUACCCUACAUUUUACCUAAAGGUUUUAACUUAUUAUUUGACGAUUCCAAUUUACCGCUCUAAUUAAGUACUCAGAAACAUUUCAUUGUGGACGAUUUUUGAAUCAAUGCCAACGAGGCAGUACAGAAGAAUGAGUGGGUGUCUAGAUUUUUGUGGGAAAGCAAAGGAUAAGUUUGAACUGAGUGUCCUUCCUUUUGCCUCAAUGGCUCGAUGCAGAGGCUCAAUUUCUCUACAAGAACCAAGAUCAAUCCGUUCUUCCACAUUAAGGACAUCCGAGAGGCAUGCCCUUCAUUCGCUUGCAGUAGCUGAAAAAUUUGGCAACAAAAUCCUUGAGAAUGAUGUGGUAUCUUGGACCUCGAUGAUAUCGAUGAAGGCACAACAGGGGUUCAUCGACCUGGCAUUAUCUUACUUUUCAUGGAUGAGGAGACUUGGGAUUGAGCCCAAUGAGACAACAUUUUCUACAACAAUUGGAGUAUGUUGCCAAUUGAGGAGGAUUGAUAGUGGAAUGAGCCUGCACUGUUUGAUUUUGAAGAAAGGGUUCUUGACACAACUAUUUGUUGCCAGUGGUUUGGUCACCAUUUAUUCUAAAUGUGGUUAUGUUGAAGAAGCACGCCAGAUAUUUGAUAAGAUGCUCUACAAGGAUGCAGUUGCAUGGAACUCUAUGAUUGCUGCAUACGCGCAGAAUUUCUUAAAUUGGGAAGCCAUUUGUUUGUUCUGCUUUAUGCUACAAAGCAGAAAUGAUGGGAAACUGUUGGUUAAUAAUUUUACAUUUGCCAGCGUUUUCAGGGCUUGUGCUGGUCUGGGAUGCAAUAGAAUGGGCAAAUCAAUGCAUGGCUGUGCAAUUAAAUUGGGGUUUAGUUCAGAUAUUUUUGUUGGCGGAUCCAUAAUUGAUAUGUAUUCAAAGUGUGGUAAUUUAGAUAUGAGCCAGUGUGUCUUUAAUCAGAUGGGAAAACGAGAUCUUGUAGCUUGGAACACUAUGAUUACUGCUUACUCUCAAAAUUAUAAUGGAGAAGAGGCUAUUGCAUUAUUUUAUCAGCUGCAAUCGGAAGGCUUUCUUCCUAAUGAGACAACAUUUUCUUGUGUUCUCAAAGCUUCAGCUACGAUGUCAGACAUUGCCAUUGGCAGAUGCUUCCAUGCUAAAACACUGAAGUGUGGUUAUUCAUCAGAUGUGUUUGUGGGGACUGCACUUGUUGAUAUGUAUUCAAAAUACUUUGCUAUGGAAGAUGCUGAGAAAGUAUUUGGUGUCAUGUCAAGGAGUGUUGUAUCCUUUAAUGCACUAAUCACAGGUUACAGUCUGUCUGGGAGGUAUGAGGAAGCCUUAAGAGCUUAUGUGGGCUUGUGUACUGAAAACAUGAGACCUGACUUGUUUACUUUCACAGGACUAUUCUCCUCAUGCUCUGUAUUGGGUGCUUUGCAUGAAGGAGCUCAAGUUCAUGCUCACUCAAUCAAGUUUGGUCUGGAUUCACAUGUCACUGUUGGGAACUCUCUAAUGAACUUCUAUGCUAAAUGUGGCCUUAUGGACAGUGCAUUAAAGGCUUUCGAAUUUAUAACGAAACCAAAUUCCAUAUCCUGGGCGGGAAUGAUCUCGGGCUUUGCACAAAAUGGUGAGGGAGAGAAGGCGUUUGAGUAUUUCUGCAAAAUGCACAGGUCAUCAGAAGAACCAGAUGAAUUUGCCAUCUCAAGCAUUCUUGCAACACUUGCCAACUGGGCUGCCAUUGAACAAGGAAGGCACUUGCAUGGCUACAUGAUAAAGACAGGGCUUGAGUCCACUGUGUUAGUAGGUACUGCACUGGUUGACAUGUACUCUAAAAGUGGGAUGGCUGAAGAUUCAUUUAAGGUGUUCUCUGAGAUGCCUGAGAAGAAUGUAGUCUCUUGGAAUUCAAUGAUAAUUGGAUAUGCUCAAAAUGGGUUCAGUGACAAGGCUCUUCUUCUGUUCCAAGAAAUGAUGGAUGCCGGUGUGAUCCCAACAUGCGUUACCUUUGUUGGGGUUCUCUCUGCUUGUAGUCAUGCAGGUUUAAUUGAAGAGGGAAGAAACUAUUACAACAUGAUGGUUUAUGACUAUGGAAUUCUGCCCUCAGUAGAACACUGCACGUGUAUGGUCGACCUCCUUGGACGUGCAGGAUAUCUCAAUGAGGCAGAAACAUUUCUUCACAAAUCUCCAUUCCCACAAGAACCUGGGAUGUGGAGGACCCUCCUUGCAGCUUGCGGAGUUCACAAAAACUCUGAUGUUGGUGUUAGAGCUUCACAGCACUGCUUGUGGUUAGAGCCUCAAGAUUCUGCCGCAUAUGUUAUCUUAUCUAAUAUUUAUGCAUCCAAACAGUUAUGGUGUGAGGUCACUAGAAUAAGGGAUAUGAUGAAGGAUAUGGGCGUGGAGAAGGAGCCAGGAUGCAGCUGGAUCGAGGUCAGGAACCUAGUGCAUGUAUUUGUCGCAAAUGACAGGUCAUGCUUUCUGGAUGAGGUUUUUGAGACACUAAAAAGUUUGUUCAUGCACUCGAAAGUGAAUGGUUAUGAUCUUGACCUUGGGUGAUACUAUAUUCUUUGUGGAUCUUUCAGCCUUUCGCAUGAUCAACUAUGUUCGCGUGAAUGCUUUUGUCCUAUUGAUCAGUAAGAGGUAG
This is a messenger RNA of Telopea speciosissima, 2803 nucleotides long. RefSeq names its product pentatricopeptide repeat-containing protein At2g33680-like. The record is from RefSeq and is a predicted model, not a curated record. Bases 295 to 2715 code for a protein of 806 amino acids. Lineage: Eukaryota; Viridiplantae; Streptophyta; Magnoliopsida; Proteales; Proteaceae. The transcript has a single exon. Gene Ontology annotation, biological process: RNA modification. Gene Ontology annotation, molecular function: RNA binding; protein binding.